This is a messenger RNA of Zychaea mexicana, 1614 nucleotides long. RefSeq names its product threonine synthase. The transcript is spliced from 2 exons. Gene Ontology annotation, molecular function: pyridoxal phosphate binding; threonine synthase activity. The coding region runs from base 1 to 1614 and encodes 537 amino acids. Gene Ontology annotation, biological process: L-threonine biosynthetic process. The record is from RefSeq and is a predicted model, not a curated record. Lineage: Eukaryota; Fungi; Mucoromycota; Mucoromycetes; Mucorales; Lichtheimiaceae.
AUGAAGUACCGAUCGACCCGUGGCCAAGCCAAGAACUACUCGUUUGAAGAGACCGUCAUGACCGGUCUCUCGCCUGACGGUGGUCUGUUCAUUCCUCACCAUAUCCCCGUCUUGCCCGCCAACUGGCGUCAAAACUGGGCCAAGCUUAGCUUCCAAGAGCUUGCUGUCGAGAUCUUGAGCUUGUACAUUGACGAAUCGGAAAUGCCCCGCUCCGAUCUGAAAAAUCUGGUCGAACGAUCGUACUCCACUUUCCGCCACCAAGACGUCACUCCCCUCGCACAGAUCCGCGAUGGUCUUUACGUUCUUGAACUGUUCCACGGUCCUACGUUCGCUUUCAAGGACGUUGCUUUGCAGUUUGUUGGCAACUUGUUUGAAUAUUUCUUGGAGCGUCGUAACCGCGAAGACAAGUCGGGCAAGACCCACCGUCUUACUGUAGUGGGUGCAACCUCCGGUGACACUGGCAGUGCUGCUAUCUACGGUCUUCGCAACAAGAAGAAUGUAUCGGUGUUCAUUCUUCAUCCCCACGGCCGUGUCAGCCCGAUCCAGGAAGCUCAGAUGACCACUGUCCUCGACAAGAACGUCCACAAUUUGUCCGUUGAAGGCACCUUUGACGACUGUCAGGACAUCGUUAAGAACCUGUUCGGCAACCGCGAAUUCAACGACCGCCACCAUCUCGGUGCUGUCAACUCGAUCAACUGGGCUCGUAUCCUCGCACAGACCGUAUACUACUUCCAGGCCUACUUUUCGCUUUUGCGCUCACUCAACAUUGAUCCCGCUUCCAGCGAAGCCGAAGCCUUAAACUUCAACUUCUCCGUACCCACUGGUAACUUUGGUGACAUCUUGGCUGGCUACUAUGCGUACCGCAUGGGCUUGCCUGCCAAGAAGCUCAUUGUUGCUACCAACGAAAACGACAUCCUCUAUCGAUUCUUUGAGAGCAACGCUUAUGAGAAGCAGACUGGUGUUGAUGGCAAUGUUAAGGAAACACUCUCACCCGCCAUGGACAUCUUGGUGUCGUCCAACUUUGAACGUCUCUUGUGGUACUUGGCCCGUGAUGCCGAAUCGGAUAGUGGCAAGACCGAAGUGGCUGCUGAGGACAGCGAAGAAAACGAAAAGCUGAGUGAUGAGGCUGGUCAGACUGUUGCUGGAUGGAUGCAGCAGCUCAAGGAAAAGGGUAACUUCAAGGUCAAGGAUGCUGUUGUCCUCAACGCUCGCAAGGUCUUUGAUUCUGCCAUGAUCACUGACAAGGAAACUCUUGCUACGAUCCGCGAGUUCUACGACAAGCCUGGUCAGGCUUCAUACGUCCUUGAUCCACAUACCUCCGUCGGUGUCACUGCCGCCGAACUGGUCAGCAAGCGUCGCCAAUUGCUUGCAUACCCCCAGGGCAAGGAGAUCAUGGUCUGCCUUGCUACUGCCCAUCCUGCCAAGUUCUCAGAGGCCGUCGAGUCUGCCCUCAAAGAAGUUCCCGGCUUUAAUUUCCAGAAGGAUGUCUUGCCCUCCGAAUUCCAUGGCUUGUUGGACAAGGAGCGGUCUGUCGUGCCCGUGGAGCGUGCCGAUCCUAAGCUCGUGAUCGAAGUCAUUGAACGCGAGUUACGUGGCGAAGGAAUUCAGUUCUAA